CUUCAACAUUUACUUGCCUAAUUUCACCAUUUAAGUCUCCGACAAAAAGGAAAAAAAAAAGAAGAAAAUAAGAUGUCCUUUUUAUAUCCACCGCCACCUCCUCCCCCAAUCACAACCGCCAGCCCCGGCGGCUCAUCUUCCACCACCAUCGUCAUCCCUCAUCCUCAGUAUGACAGCUCCAUUCACGCUGACGUCAUGAACGACACCUCACCUUCCCCUUCCCCCUCUGCCUCAUUCAUCGUCAUCAUCGUCAUUGCUUCUGCUAUUAUCGUCUCCGCCUCCAUCUACCUCCUUCUCCGCUUCCUCUCCCGCCGUUGCCACCGCACUUUCCGCACAUUUUCUUCCACUUCAGUCGCGGAUGACGUCGUGUUGCAGAACCGGCGAAUUUCGGUUUCUGGAUGCGUAGACGACCGUCGUGUAGCGGAUAGCAGCUUGUUCGACUCGUUGCCGCUUUUCACUUUCGGCUCCGUCACGGGAAAGCUCGCCGCCGGGGAUUGCGCUGUCUGCCUUUCGAAAUUUGAGCCCCAGGAUCAACUCCGACUGCUACCUCUGUGUUGUCACGCGUUUCAUGCUCAUUGUAUUGACACGUGGCUUGCCUCCAACUUGACUUGUCCUCUCUGCCGGAUUGCUGUAAAUGCAUCAGAUGCCGACGUACUCAGCAAAAUCAUCGCCUCCUCUGAAGGUACUCAAAGGAACAAUGAUAUGAAUAGCAAUGGAAAUAACAACGUGAACAGAAGCGGCAGUUUCAGGGUCGAGAUAGGUAGUAUAAGUAGCCGGCGAGGAACAUCUGACACCUCGGGAGACGGUCGGAGGUCCUAUUCUAUCGGUUCAUUUGAUUACAUCGUCGACGACGGAUGUGAGGUUCCGGUUGACUCGACGCAUCACAGAGGCGUCUCUGAUUGUACUUCGACGGACAAGGAGUCCUUUGGCAUUCCCGUUACUGGUCCUCCGGGAGAGAGUUUGGCUGCAGAGGUGGCCAGCGGUCGGAGUUGGCUUAGAGAUUACGUGGACAGGUUGAGUUCUUUCUCGUUCUCUUCUCGUACCAUGUCGUUCCGGAGCUCCGGGAGGUACAUGUUCGGAAGCAGUCGCCGGAACGACGUGGUCGUCCCCGUCGCGGACCUGGAGGCGAAUCCGAAUCCAAUAGGGGAGGAGAUUGGCGAGUAUUUUCGGUGGCUAUCAGGGGUAUGAAUUGUAAAAUUCAAUUACAGGUCAAGGGCAACUUAGUCUAUUCACAAUACACAGACGGUUACCCAUUUUUGCUGCAUCCACUCCCUUUCUUUUAAUUUCUCUUUUCCCUGAAGUGGAUCUAGCAAAAAGUACAAUGUAGAUAGUGCUCAUUAGCCACUUAUUUUAUUU
Messenger RNA from Coffea eugenioides, 1356 nucleotides. RefSeq names its product E3 ubiquitin-protein ligase ATL4. The record is from RefSeq and is a predicted model, not a curated record. Lineage: Eukaryota; Viridiplantae; Streptophyta; Magnoliopsida; Gentianales; Rubiaceae.